Coccidioides immitis RS is the source of this 1833-nucleotide messenger RNA. RefSeq lists its product as uncharacterized. Gene Ontology annotation, biological process: protein folding. The record is from RefSeq and is a predicted model, not a curated record. Bases 381 to 1274 code for a protein of 297 amino acids. Gene Ontology annotation, cellular component: endoplasmic reticulum membrane. The transcript has 7 exons. Lineage: Eukaryota; Fungi; Ascomycota; Eurotiomycetes; Onygenales; Onygenaceae.
CUCCCGGCAGGUCCCUGGCGUCGCUAUUCUGGCCGUUGCGGUUAUCGGGCAGCCCCGGCUGUUGUCUUCUGACACACACACACGCACACGCUCGCUCUCCCUCUCUCGACAUCGCUAGCCCGAGUCCAUUCGCUGGUCGUUUGCUUUUCCUGUGUCGCUCCAUCCAGCCCCCUCGUCGUCUUCCCCCGGUUUGUUGACCCUGAACGCCGAGGCCGGUCCAUCUCAAUCAAAGACUUGCAUUGCAGAUUCUCGCCUGGGGACGGGGAAGGGCUAGAAGCUCGCUGGUACGGGUCAUACAAGUGGUAGUCCAAUUCGCAACCUGCAAACCGAGUGGUGUGGGCUGCGGUCGGCUCUCUUUUUUGUGGUUCCCGCUCGUCGCCAUGGGAUCGACUCAGUUUGGCAACUUUCAUGACUUUUGUCGGGACACGACACUGCCAAUAUGCAACAUACUCGUCAAUAAUAAUCAACCUCCUAAUGCGAAGUUUGGUGGAUGUCCUCUGACAGGAAUUGGCUUAAGCGAUGGCAGACAUCUUUCCAAUCUCGGUUCGAUCUUAUUAUGCUUCAUUGCGAUCCUGAUGACCGUGUUUUUGAUAUGGAAGUCUGAGAAGAAAAAGGCCGCUGUGGGAAGAAGGGAAAUCCAAAUAUUUCUCGUCGGGUUUGUCAUCAUUCAAAUAUGCGAAAUAUUCACUGUCGGAGGGUUUCCCCUUGACGAUAACGUUCGGAAAGGAUUUACGGCUGUUCACUUGGCUGCCAUCUCCGCUACAACAUGGAUGCUCUUCGUAAAUGCGCUGGUCGGGUAUCAAUUCCUCGACGAUGGUACACCGAUUUCAAUUGGGUUGCUGUUGACCUCUGCCGCCGUUCUUUUCAUUGGGACUGGUUACAUCGCUCUGGACACCGCCUUCAGUUGGACUGGGUAUUUUGACCCAAGCCUGUCCGGAGAAAACAGGAACAUUGGACUCUAUGUCCUUUAUCUGCUCUUUCCGCUGAUUUGCCUGGUUGGUUUCUUCGUGCUCGAGUCUAUCCUUGUACUGAGGAUUCUCGGCGAGAUGCGACCAAUGCUGUACCUUUCGGGCGCCGCUUUGCUCUUUGCAUUUGGCCAGAUAUUUGACUUCGCUAUUAGCACCCACCUCUGCCAUGCAUCGGAUGGCAAGAUCAACGGUGCUUUAUUCGAGACGCUCUUCACUCUUCUCUCCGUCGGUAUGGUUUGGAUCUUCUGGAGUAGUAUAACAGAAGAUGACUGGCCCAUGCCUGUAUCCACCGGAGGAUACAAUUAAGCAAUAUAAAGCAAAAAAAAAGGUAAGGGAAAAAGGAAACAUUCGAAAAAUGUAUCAAAGCUUAUUUUAUUAUAUUUUGUUCAUCACGCAAAUAUACCAGAAAUCUGGCGGAAAUACCCCCUUUGCUCACUCGAUAAGAUAUGUCUUUUUUUGUUUUUUUUUAUAUCUCAUUUGGGCUGUUAUGAUUAUUCUUUUUACUUUUCCAACACCCACCCAACCAACCACCACCCUUGGGCUUUCUUUUAUAAUGUGAAUUAGCUGGUUUACGCGAUGCAUGUCUUUGAUGUCAUGGGAGCGUGUUAGGAGCCCCCUUUGCUGGGAGGAAUUUAAUGAUGUAAUACCUGAAGCUUGUUCCUGUUCCUGUUGCUUGAGUUUUAUGUUUUGAGAAACUUGGGAAGGUUCGUUCCUCUGCCUUUGGGUUCUACCUCAAAAAGCCUCCCAAAGGUGUUCUGCUGAAGCCUUCUGCUGUUCUUAGUGGCUGACAUAGGUUCCUAUAUCUUUGGAGCGUAUUGUGAUAUAUAAGGGAGUAAAUCGGAAUGAUGAAAGGUUCACAAAAAGA